This is a messenger RNA of Penicillium canescens, 819 nucleotides long. RefSeq names its product SDR family oxidoreductase. The transcript has 4 exons. Bases 1 to 819 code for a protein of 272 amino acids. Lineage: Eukaryota; Fungi; Ascomycota; Eurotiomycetes; Eurotiales; Aspergillaceae. The record is from RefSeq and is a predicted model, not a curated record. Gene Ontology annotation, cellular component: cytosol. Gene Ontology annotation, molecular function: oxidoreductase activity.
AUGGAUUCAUUGAAGGGACGCACCGCUCUUAUUACUGGUGCCUCUAUGGGCAUUGGCGAAGCUAUUUCACUCAUUCUGGCUGAGAAGGGAAUGAAUGUCGCACUUUUGGCUAGGAGUAAAGACAAAUUGGAGAAUGUCCGGGCCAAGAUUCAGCAGAAAUCUCCAUCCGUUAGGGUUCAAGCCUACCCCGUUGACAUUCAGAAUUAUACUGAAGUCGAUGCAGCGGUAGCGAAUGCCAUCGCAGAGCUAGGCGAGAUUGAAGUUUUGAUCAACAAUGCUGGCCUCGCACUUGGUGCACCAGCUAGAUUCUGGGAGCUCCCAGUUGAUCUGAUUGCCCAAAUGAACGGUACCAAUAUUGCUGGUGUCAUGUACACAACCCAUUCGGUACUUAACAGGAGCAUGUGGCCCGCAAAACGGGGAACUAUCAUCAAUGUCUCGUCUGUGACUGGAUUAGAAUGUCCACCUUUUGACGGGGAGGCUGUCUACCACGCGAACAAAGCCUGCAUUGAGGGCUUUACUAAUAGCCUACGCUCGGAAACAGCCGGCUCGGAUAUUCGCGUUUUGACGCUGCGGCCAGGUUGUGUUGCUACCAACUUCCAUCUUCAGAGGGUCAAAUACGAUAAGGUUGCCAUGGAUGAGUUCUUCUAUGGCUAUGAGCCGCUGGUUUCUGAAGAUCUUGCCGAUGCAGUUUGGUACAUGCUCAGUCGCUCUGGGAGAACGUCGAUCAAGGCCCUCGAUUGUGUCCCGACAGCUCAAAGAUCACUUACUCGAUUCGAUCGGGAAUGGAAUGCCAGACGGGACGAGAAGAGCCAUGGGUAG